CGCGGCGCGCCCCUCCAAGUGCUCAUUUUCAGACAAGCACUGCGCAUGUAACAUGGCUGAAGAGAUACAUACCGGUCAUUCCCCUGAUUUAGACAACGCUCCAGAGCACGGGAUCAACUUAAAUAAGCGGCAAUCACGCGUUACGGUAAAAUACAACCGCAAACAGCUUCAGAAAAGGUUGGACGUGGAGCGAUGGAUCGACGAAGGGUUAGACAAACUGUACGAGGGCAAGGACAUGCCAGAGGAAGUAAAUAUUGAUGAUUUGUUGGAUCUUCCAAGUGAUGAAGAGCGAACACACAAACUACAGUUUCUUCUGCAAACCUGCACUAGCAGCACUGAGGCUUUUAUUACCGAGCUGUUGCAGAAGCUGCAUGGUCUCCAUAAACAGGAGGAGUUGCAGAAUAAGGGAAUUGAGCAUCCCUGUCUCCACACUUACCCACAUCACCAUGGCAACAUCCAUCAUCACCGAGGAAACCAUCAACAUCCGACACAUCAGACACUGUGAAUGCAUUUUGGAUAAUAACACAUACUCAGGACACGCAUACAAUGUAUCCAACUAGUUUAGCAACUCAGUAACUGUUUGUUUACAAACUCAUAAGAGUGGUAUAUUAACAGUGUUCAGUUGUAAAAUUCCUCAUCACUGUCGGUAAUUACAGUCGUGCACAAAAGUUUUGGCAGGGACAUAGAUUUUGUGUUUUGCUAAAUUUGCAGCUUAAGCUGUUGUGGUCUUCAUUGACAUUGUUUCUAGAUUAUGUUCCUUUCAAUACUCGUAGAAACAAUGUGAAUGAACACCUCAACAGCUUAAUUAGUACAUUUACCAAAAAAACUACAUUUGUGUCACUGCCAGUACUUUUGGCCACGACUGUAAGUCUAUGCAGUAGCAUUAAUUUCUUUGCAGGGUUCUUGGUUGCUUGUUGACUGGGUUAUGAUUGAUUAGUGAAACUAGCAGUAUUUAAGUUUACAUUUAAAGAUUAAUCUGGUGAUAUUGGUUUUCUUCAGGAAUCUUUGUCUAUACAAAUUCACAAUAAUAUAGUAAAAUAUACUAAAAGGAAAACAGGGAAAGCAAGUUAACAAGGAAAACAGGAAAGUACCAAAUCUUAGCAGUCAUUAUAUCUGUGGACAUAUUAUUAAGGUUAAUAAUGUUUAUGAAUUGGUAGAUUACAUGCAAUAAAUGUUUAAUAAAAGUAACAAUUAUUUUGAA
This is a messenger RNA of Carassius carassius (crucian carp), 1201 nucleotides long. Its product is annotated as protein phosphatase 1 regulatory subunit 14A-like. The record is from RefSeq and is a predicted model, not a curated record. The transcript has 4 exons. Gene Ontology annotation, cellular component: cytoplasm. Gene Ontology annotation, biological process: regulation of phosphorylation. The coding region runs from base 53 to 505 and encodes 150 amino acids. NCBI's taxonomy places the organism in Eukaryota, Metazoa, Chordata, Actinopteri, Cypriniformes, Cyprinidae. Gene Ontology annotation, molecular function: protein serine/threonine phosphatase inhibitor activity.